Messenger RNA from Bombus terrestris (buff-tailed bumblebee), 3282 nucleotides. RefSeq names its product probable E3 ubiquitin-protein ligase MGRN1 (gene Mrgn1). Gene Ontology annotation, cellular component: cytoplasm. The coding region runs from base 56 to 1759 and encodes 567 amino acids. The transcript has 9 exons. Lineage: Eukaryota; Metazoa; Arthropoda; Insecta; Hymenoptera; Apidae. Gene Ontology annotation, biological process: protein ubiquitination. The record is from RefSeq and is a predicted model, not a curated record. Gene Ontology annotation, molecular function: ubiquitin protein ligase activity.
AUAAAGUUUACCUUAUAGCACAAUAGUUUAUAAUUAUUUUUAAUAUAAUUAAGCGAUGGGUUCGUUAACAAGUCGACAAAACGCUGGUGUAGAAGAAGUUGAUAUUGUUUCAAAUCAUGCAUACAAAUAUCCUCCUCGUUCGGGAAGUUAUUUUGGUAGUCAUUUCAUAAUGGGUGGUGAACGGUUUGAUACACCUCAACCAGAAGCCUACCUUUUUGGAGAAAAUGCUGAUUUGAAUUUUUUAGGAAGUCGCCCAACACCUUUUCCGUAUCCUCCACCACAAGCUAAUGAUCCUACUAAAACGUUGAAAAGCUUAGUAAAUAUAAGAAGAGAAUCAUUAAGAUUGGUUCGUAAUGUUGAUCAAACUUCCACUUCACCUCAGUGUCAUAAUGUUAAACAUUAUGGAGAUGGUGAUAUAGACAAGAAAUCAAAUCGCUAUAAUAUUGAAUUUACAUUUGACUGCGAUGUAAGAUGUGCAAUCACAAUAUAUUAUUUUUGCUCCGAAGAAAUAACAACAAAAGGAGCUACAUACAUACCAAGGGAUCCAUCUAUGAAUUCUGAGACAUAUUAUUAUAAGAAAGGUGCCAAUCAGUUAUUCUCUCAAACGUCACAUAUGUUUGAUCCAACUGCCUACAGCAAAGAAGAUUUAUUGUACAAUGCUGACAGGGAAAUAAUUCCAAUAGCAAUCCAUUGUGUAGCAGAGGAAGGCUCAGACGAACCAAAACAAUCUCAUACGACUAUUGCAGUUGUUGAAAAACAUUCGGAUGGAACAUACGUAUUAAAAGCUCUUAAACAAAAGCUUUAUGUUGAUGGUCUUUGUUACUUGCUUCAAGAAAUAUAUGGAAUUGAAAAUAAAAACGCCGAAAAUGCAAAGCAACAAGGUAGUGAUGAAGAUACAGAUGAUAAUGGAUCAGAAUGUGUUAUUUGUAUGUGUGACGUGCGAGAUACUUUAAUAUUACCGUGUAGGCAUCUAUGCCUAUGUAAUAGCUGCGCAGAUUCUCUUCGAUAUCAAGCGAACAAUUGUCCAAUAUGUCGGGCCCCUUUCAGAGCUCUCCUCCAAAUUAAAGCUCUACAGAAAGCAACUGGAGCUAUUAUAUCAAAUCCACCAUUGCCAGAGGGAAGUUGUGAAAAUAUACCAGCUGGAUACGAAGCUGUAUCAUUAAUAGAAGCUUUGAAUGGUCCAUAUAUUCCAAGAACUGCUGUUCUUGCGCCAGAAUCUCCAGACACUCCUGAUACAGACACAGCCAGUGCAAUUCAAGCAGCUGAAGCAUUAAAUAGUAAUUCACAUUUGUUAUUUAAAAGGUCUAUAGAACGUACACCUGUAUCGAAACAUGUAUCUUCAAAAGAUGGAGAUGUAUCUGCAAGAACAAGUGGUACUACAUGCCCAACCCCAGAAUUUCGAAUGUCCGUCUUGUUAGCUAGAGAUGAACAUUCAGGAUCACAGAAAGAUUUACAUAGCCGAUCUCCAGCAAUGAGGAUGAAAAACUCCGGGCAUUUACGGGAAAAGGCAGUAUUACGAUCACGAGAUACCCUUAGACUUGUUAAUGAAAAACAACCAGUUUCUCUUUACGAGUAUUUACAGGGGCAAGGACAAGAUGAAGACAGCGAGGCAGAGAAAUUAUCUCCAUUAUUAGAUGCAGCAACUAGUACAGAGGCACUUGAUACUCAUAGUCGCGGAAUAUGCGAUAUAGAUAUUGAUGACGAGAUUCAAAACACAGAAAAUGAAAAUGACGCGGAUAUUACAUGUCAUUCACAUUGAAAUAAAUAUCAUCAGAUGAUAUCUAAUUAUAUCUCCUAAAAAAAAAAAUAAAAAAUAAAAAUAAAAAAUAAAAAUAAAAAAUAAAAAAAAAUAAAAUGUAUUUACUUAAGUUUUAUAAUAUAGAAUUACACAUGUUUCCUUAAAAUUCUGAUUGUAAAUUGUAAAUAUGACAUUAUAAAUUAUAAAUUAAAAUUGUUUACAUUUGUAAUUAUUAGUUAGAAAUCUAGCAUGAAAACUUAUUAUUUAAAAGUUGCACGUAACUAACUAUAUCAUUUCUUAACAAAAAUUUGGUUAGACAUCAUUUCUUCUUUCUAACAUUUUCUGCAUCGUCUGAUACUCGAUGAAUAAAGACGAAAUAUGACAGCUUUUAGCCUAGCAAUCCAUUGGUUCAAAAGCUAUUUUGAAUUAAUAAUUAAUAAAGCUAAUAUUUAAAAUAGUUAUAUUUAAGUAAAUAUACUAAAUAGAUGUAUAAAAUUUAACUUUAAAAAGCUAAUAAAUAAAUAACAAUCAGAGUUAAUAAUGUAAUAUGAAUAUAUAGCGGUACAUGAGUUAGAGGACAAUUCAAACCAUGCUGUUGUUUUGCCUCGGAUUAUCAAUAUCGUUAGGAAACACGUAAUGUAAUAAUAAGUGAAGUGUAUGUAGGCGAUAGAAGGUUUCGAAACACUAGAGUAUGUUUAACAAUAUAAUUUAUUAAUGUAUACCCUAAGUGUACACUAGUCGUAUAACACAACUUACUGGCUUGAUUCGUGAUUACGAAUAUAUCGGCGCAGGGGAAGUAUCAACUUAACUGUUACUGCUCGUGUCACUCGAUAACAAAAGAUUGCCUCGUUUCCCUAUUCGCUAUAUUUGUAACCGUCGGAGUUGACGAAAGGCGUCGGGAUUUUAAUUUCGAAGGUAUUCUCGAAAGAUCCCAACGGUAGCUAAACUCUCGACCUUGUUUACGAAUUUUGACUUUUCGGAUAAUCGAAGCGAAGGCAUAUGAUCGCGACAAAAACGACGAAUUUUGAUUGACCUUCGGUAACCGCCUAAAGUUGUCGGAUCUAUGAUAAACUAAUCUAUCGGUAAACACGGUUUUUGUGUAGCGGACGGAAACCAUUAAGAAUUAUACCGUCGAGUGCCGCUACAUAAGUAAACUCCGGGCGAAACAAUGUCGCCGCUACGUGCGUCCAUUAAACAAAGACGAAUUUGAAUUUUCCGAUUCUCCUCUAACCAGUAUAAAUAAACGGACGCGAUCGCAAGCUUGUUAGUCAUAUCGAGCAUUAUCUACGAGUAUAGCAAGUUCUCUUUAUUGUAACUAUCAAUUCUCUACAAAUACAAUAUAAAAGCUAUGAGAUUAAUAACACAUGUACUUGUUUUCAAUCUGUUUAAUUAAAUCAAAAUCACAAAAAAAUUGUUUCGCUUAAGCAGCAGCAAGAACUUUUCUAAAUUUUUUCCAUUCUUCAAGAGGUCCAUGUUCUGGCAAAUAUUUCACAUUGCAUCCAUCUGGAGCCAAUCGGCCGGCUGUUUUCAGUUCUUCGUAUUCA